AUGGACGUGGACCUGGACGUAGACGUGGACGUGGACGUGGACAUGGUCGUGGACGAUGACGUGGACAUGGUCGUGGACGUGGACGUGGACCUGGUCGUGGACGUUGACGUGAACGUGGACGUGGACGUGGACGUGGACGUGAACGUAGACAUGGACGUGGACGUGGACGUGGACGUGGACAUGGACGUGGACGUGGACGUGGACAUGGACGUGGACGUGGACAUGGUCGUGGACGUGGACGUGGAUGUGGACGUGGACUUGGACGUGGACGUGGAUGUGGACGUGGACGUGGACCUGGUCAUGGACGUGGACGUGGACGUGGACGUGGUUGUGGUCCUGGUCGUGGACGUCGACGUGGACGUGGACGUAGACGUGGUCGUGGACCUGGUCGUGGACGUGGACGUGGACGUGGACGUGGACAUGGACGUGGACGUGGUCGUGGACGUGGUCGUGGACGUGGUCGUGGUCGUGGACGUGGACGUGGACGUGGACGUGGACAUGGACAUGGACGUGGACAUGGACGUGGACGUGGACGUGGACGUGGUCGUGGACGUGGACGUGGACGUGGACGUGGACAUGGACGUGGACGAGGACGUGGACGUGGACGUGGACGUGGUCGAGGACGUGGACGUGGUCGUGGACGUGGACGUGGACGUGGACGUGGACCUGGACGUGGACAUGGACGCGGACGCGGACGUGGACGUGGACGUGGACGCGGACGUGGACGUGGACGUGGACGUGGACGCGGACGUGGACGUGGACGGGGACGCGGACGUGGACGCGGACGUGGACGCGGACGCGGACGUGGACGUGGACGUGGACAUGGACGUGGACAUGGUCGUGGACGUGGUCGUGGUCGUGGACGUGGACGUGGACGUGGACGUGGACGUGGACGUGGACGUGGACGUGGACGUGGUCUUGGACAUGGACUUGGACGUGGACGUGGACGUGGACAUGGACGUGGACGCGGACGUGGUCGUGGACGUGGACGUGGACGUGGACGCGGACGUGGACGUGGACGCGGACGUGGACGUGGACGUGGAUGUCGACGUCGACGUGGACGUGGACGUGGACGUGGACGUCGACGUGGUCGCGGACGUGGACGUCGACGUGGUCGCGGACGCGGACGUCGACGUGGACGCGGACGUGGACGUCGACGUGGACGCGGACGUGGACGUCGACGUGGACGUGGACGUGGACGUCGACGUGGACGUGGACGUGGACGUGGUCGUGGACGUGGACGUGGACGUGGACGUGGACGUGGACGUGGACGUGGACGUGGACGUGGACAUGGACGUGGACGUGGACGUGGACGUGGACGUGGACGUGGACCUGGACGUGGAUAUGGUCGUGGAGGUGGACGUGGACGUGGACAUGGACGUUGACGUGGACAUGGACGUGGACGUGGACGUGGACGUGGACGUGGACAUGGACGUGGACGUGGACGUGGACGUGGAUCUGGACGUGGACGUGGUCGUGGACGUGGACGUGGACAUGGACGUGGUCGUGGACGUAGACGUGGAUCUGGACGUGGACGUGGUCGUGGACGUGGACGUGGACGUGGACGUGGUCGUGGACGUGGACGUGAACGUGGACGUGGACGUGGACGUGGACGUGGACGUGGACGUGGACGUAGACGUGGACGUGGUCGUGGACGUGGACGUGGUCGUGGACGUGGACGUGGACGUGGACGUGGACGUGGACGUGGACAUGGACGUGGACGUGGACGUGGAAGUGGACGUGGACGUGGUCGUGGACGUGGACGUGGACGUGGACGUGGACGUGGACCUGGACGUGGACGUGGACACGGACGUGGACAUAGACGUGGACGUAGACGUGGACGUGGUCGUGGACGUGGACGUGGACGUGGACGUGGACGUGGACGUGGACGUGGUCGUGGACUUGGACAUGUUCGUGGACGUGGUUGUGGACUUGGACAUGUUCGUGGGCGUGGUCGUGGACGUGGACGUGGACGUGGACGUGGACAUGGACCUGGACGUGGACGUGGACAUGGACAUGGAUGUGGACGUGGACGUGGACGUGGACGUGGACGUGAACGUGGACGUGGACGUGGACGUGGACGUGAACGUGGACGUGGACGUGGACGUGAACGUGGACGUGGACAUGGUCGUGGACGUGGACGUGGACGUGGACGUGGUCGUGGACGUGGACGUGGACAUGGACGUGGACGUGGACGUGAACGUGGACGUGGACCUGGACGUGGACGUGGACGUGGACGUGGACGUGGACGUGGACGUGGACGUGGUCGUGGACGUGGACGUGGACGUGGACGUGGUCGUGGACGUGGACGUGGACAUGGACGUGGACGUGGACGUGAACGUGGACGUGGACCUGGACGUGGACAUGGACGUGGACGUGGACGUGGACGUGGACGUGGACGUGGACAUGGACGUGGACGUGGACAUGGACGUGGACGUGGACAUGGACGUGGAGGUGGACGUGGACGUGGACAUAGACGUGGACGUAGACGUGGACGUGGACAUAGACGUGGACGUAGACGUGGACGUGGACAUGGACGUGGAGGUGGACGUGGACGUGGACAUAGACGUGGACGUAGACGUGGACGUGGACAUAGACGUGGACGUAGACGUGGACAUGGUCGUGGACGUGGACGUGGACGUGGACGUGGACGUGGACGUGGACGUGGACGUGGACAUGGACGUGGAGGUGAACGUGGACGUGGACGUGGACGUGGACGUGGACGUGGACGUAGACGUGGACGUGGUCGUGGACGUGGACGUGGUCGUGGACGUGGACGUGGACGUGGACGUGGACGUGGACGUGGACGUGGACAUGGACGUGGACAUGGACGUGGACGUGGACGUGGACGUGGUCGUGGACGUGGACGUGGACGUGGACGUGGACCUGGACGUGGACGUGGACAUGGACGUGGACAUAGACGUGGACGUAGACGUGGACGUGGUCGUGGACGUGGACGUGGACGUGGACGUGGACGUGGUCGUGGACUUGGACAUGUUCGUGGACGUGGUCGUGGACGUGGACAUGGACGUGGACGUGGACGUGGACGUGGACGUGGACAUGGACGUGGACGUGGACGUGGACGUGGACAUGGACCUGGACGUGGACGUGGACAUGGACAUGGACGUGGACGUGGACGUGGACGUGGACGUGGACGUGAACGUGGACGUGGACGUGGACGUGGACGUGAACGUGGACGUGGACAUGGUCGUGGACGUGGACGUGGACGUGGACGUGGUCGUGGACGAGGACGUGGACAUGGACGUGGACGUGGACGUGAACGUGGACGUGGACCUGGACGUGGACGUGGACGUGGACGUGGACGUGGACGUGGACGUGGACAUGGACGUGGACGUGGACAUGGACGUGGACGUGGACGUGGACGUGGACGUGGACCUGGACAUGGACGUGGACAUGGUCGUGGACAUGGACGUGGACGUGGACGUGGACGUGGACGUGGACGUGGAGGUGGACGUGGAGAUGGACGUGGAGGUGGACGUGGAGGUGGAGGUAGACGUGGACGUGGACGUGGAGGUGGACGUGGACGUGGCAUGGACGUGGACGUGGACAUGGACGUGGACGUGGACGUGCACGUGGACGUGGACGUGGAAGUGGACGUGCACGUGGACAUGGACGUAG
This is a messenger RNA of Closterium sp. NIES-65, 3639 nucleotides long. The record is from the annotation of a GenBank genome assembly. NCBI's taxonomy places the organism in Eukaryota, Viridiplantae, Streptophyta, Zygnematophyceae, Desmidiales, Closteriaceae.